AAAAAAACCGGUUUUAUUCAUACGUUCGCCGGCAAACUCUUUCUUUCUCCGAUUAAUAAUUGAUUUUGGGACUUCAAUCUUCUCAAACACAAGCUACGUUUACCAAAAAACGAUGGCUGUACACGCAAUUUCUUCAAUGGCUCCAUCAUUGGCGGUGGAUGUUAAACAAUCACCGUGGAACUCACCGGUGCCGUACCUUUUCGGUGGACUUGCUGCCAUGUUUGGUCUCCUUGCUUUUGCUCUCUUGAUUGUUGUUUACUCUUAUUGGAAGCUUUCCGGCAACAUCAGGAAUGGAGACGGCGAUGCUGAGUAUGGGAAUGGCGACGGUAACUCCAAACCGGAAAAUAGCAACGAUUACCAGCUACGGCAAGAUUCCGAUGAGAAGUAUCUGGUAAUUAUGGCCGGAGAAGAAAAACCGAGGUAUUUGGCUACACCCGUUUGAGGGUUACGUUGAUGCAGUUGCCGGAGAAAUUCGAUGGCGGCAGCCGGAGAAAUCAUCCAUGCCGGUUGCCGGAGGUGCAACAAGGAAACCCUCCAAGUCAUGUGUCUAUAACUUGCAUAGGUUUUUUUAACACCUUAACUUGAUUUGGCAUUUUUCCC
This is a messenger RNA of Cynara cardunculus var. scolymus (artichoke), 600 nucleotides long. Its product is annotated as protein GLUTAMINE DUMPER 1-like. NCBI's taxonomy places the organism in Eukaryota, Viridiplantae, Streptophyta, Magnoliopsida, Asterales, Asteraceae. Gene Ontology annotation, biological process: regulation of amino acid export. The record is from RefSeq and is a predicted model, not a curated record. The transcript has a single exon. The coding region runs from base 113 to 442 and encodes 109 amino acids.